This is a messenger RNA of Aegilops tauschii subsp. strangulata, 1343 nucleotides long. Its product is annotated as CRIB domain-containing protein RIC10. The record is from RefSeq and is a predicted model, not a curated record. NCBI's taxonomy places the organism in Eukaryota, Viridiplantae, Streptophyta, Magnoliopsida, Poales, Poaceae.
GGCAACCAUUAAUUCGGUCUGAAACUUUAAAGAAUUUGACAGUGGAGAGGUCAAGUUGUAUGUAUAGUAAACAACCAGCCUUUUUCCAGAGCAAGCUCUGCAAAACAUUCAGUUUACUGAGAAACUAAUGCAGGAAAAGAAAAUUCAACUUCUUGUUAAGAGUAUUUUGAUACUAACAGUUUGAGUUUCCUAUUUUUUAUCAUAGAACAUCGAAGUUGUGUGUAGUAAACAGCCAGCCUUUUUCCAGAACAAGCUCUGCAAAACUAAUGCAGGAAAAUAAAAUUCAACUUCUUGUUAAGAAUAUUCUGAUACUAACAGUUUGAGUUUCCUAUUUUUUAUAGUAGAACAUCAAAGUACAAGGAAAUGAUUAGCAGAGGAACACAAUCCAAGUACAGCUAAAACAGCAACAAGUCAGCAGGCAUGAAUUGGCCCCUAGAGAAUAAAAAAGGGAAAAAAAGAAGAAGAAGAAAUGCAGCCAACUAACUUGCCACCAUAUUUAAGCAGUCGUCAUGCUACCCUCUCAGAAGAUUUAGCUCCCUCUUCCUCCCUCCUCCCUCCAAACCAAACUCCUUGUUCUUCAUCACCAUCAUCAGGCUCUAGCUUGCUUUCUUGAUUCCUCUACAGCGUGAAACUGGUUCUGAAGAUUCAGAAAUAAAGUCAGCUUUUCGGAGCUUUCGGGCAGCUUGAAAGCACUUGCUCUUGAGUCUUGAGGAGCUUUUCUUUGUGUAGGCCCUCACAAAUGGCGGUAAAGAUGAAAGGAAUCUUCAAAGGGCUGAGGAUAUUCUCGCACAUGUUUGCUCAAAAGGAACAUGAGAUGGAAAUUGGGUUCCCUACAGAUGUAAAGCAUGUGGCUCACAUAGGGUUGGGCACCAGUGACACAUCUCCAAGCUGGAUGAAUGAGUUCAAGUCAGCAGAAGAUUUAUCUGCAGGCUCUCUGAGCACAGCUGAGCAGUCAAGGCAAACUUCUUGGACCUCUACAGACUUUGAGCCAGCAAGAUCCAUGCUGCCAACUGAGAUUAAUUUCCCAGACAGACCAGCACAAGAGUCCUCCUCCUGCCCCCCAAGAGGCCCCAGGAAGGCAAGGAGGAAGAAGACCAGGACAUCUUCCCCUACCUCCUCUGCAAGAUCAUCUUCCUCGAGGUCGAGGGCCUCCUUCGCGACGGCGUUCGACGAUUUCAACGAGUCGCAAAGAGGGCUUCGGGUCGUGUAGAAACCUUGUGUGACCACCUUGCAUAUAAUACAAUGUUUCUGGUUUAGGGAGGGAGGUGAUUUGUGAAUUGCUUUAUUCUUUGUCCAGUUUAACGGAUGGUUGGAAAUGCAAAAGUAAGUUGGAAGUUGAUCAA